CGCACUUCCGGAACCUACAGAGUUUGAAAAUUUGACGGUGGCGUUUGCGCACUUAGUUGGUGAAACAGGAUUGUGUCCCCUAACGCCCUGAUGGAGUCCUCUCCGGAGAGAGAUGGUGGCCUUAAGCGCAGCAGUCGCACCGGACGCACCCCUGCGCGGGACAGUGACUCCCCCCUGCCCCCAAUCAGCGAGAGGCUGGCGUAUUUGCGCCCUUCCCGGGAGCUCUUGGAGUUUUACCGCCAGAAGGUGGCGCAGUUCGACAGCGAGCACGAGGACCUGAUGCAGAUGCUGGAGAAGUAUAAGGCCACCAUGGAGGAGCAGCACAAGCUUCAGUGGGAGAUGCGGCAGAGGGAAGGUGAGAUCGUAGAGCUGCAGAAGGCCCUAAGUGACAUGCAGGUGUACCUGUUCCAGGAGAGAGAGCAGGCCCUCCGCCUGUAUGCAGAGAACGACAGACUCAAGAUCAGAGAGCUAGAAGACAGGAAAAAGAUCCAGCACCUUCUCUCGUUGGUGGGUCCAGAUGUUGGAGAGAUCACUUACUUUCAUCGGGAACCACCACACAAGGUCGCAAUCCCUCAGAAGAAGCUCCAGCCCAGCAGUCAGGAAGCCCGGAAGACCACAAAACCAGCUGCCCGCAGGAGAGUGUCCAGAUCAGAGGCAGGAGCUGCAGGUACAGAGCAGCCAGACCAGUACAAGAGGGAUAACCAGACCCUAUUGCUGCAGGUGGAGGCGCUGCAGGCCCAAAUGGAGGAGCAGACGCGGCUGGCGAAGGAGCAGGUGGAGUCGCUGCUGGAGGACCGGCGCAUCCAUGCGGAGGAGGCCCAGGUGCACUACCAGAGGGACGAGGAGCGCCUCGCUGCUCUCACAGACAAGCUGCGGCGCACCCAGAACCUGCUGUACGAGAGCACCAGGGACUUCCUGCAGCUGAAGUUUGAGACCCGAGCCAAUGAGAAGGCCUGGAUGGCAGAGAAGGACCGCCUUCUGAGGGAGCUGGACUCCUGUCAGGAGAGGCUGAGGGAGGGCCGAGACCCUGGGGGUGGGACCCGUCCCAUCCCGUCCCCACCCAGACCGGAUUUACGCCAGGCCCAUCGGGAGGAGGUCAAGGCCCUGGAGGAGGAGCUGAAACAGGCCCACCGGCUGGCAGACAUGUACCGGGAUCAGUGUGUGGGCCUGGAGGCAGAGUUGGCACGGAUCCGAGAGGAGGGAGACGUGGGCAGGGAACUUUUUAAGGAGCGGUCGGAUAAGAUCGGGAAGCGUCUGCGGCUCAUGACCCAGCGGUACGAGGCCCUGGAGAAGAGGAGGGCCAUGGAGGUGGAGGGCUUCAAGACAGACGUCAAACACCUGCGGCAGAAGCUCAAAGACGUGGAGAAGCAGCUCUUUAAGGUGGCUCUGAAUGUGGGCCCCGAUCAGGACCUGGCGAUUCUGCACGAGGUGCGGCAGACCAACGCACGCACCAAGAAGGUGCAGAGCGAGCUGAAGACCCUGAAGACCAAGAUCUACGGGCUGGAGAACGAGCUGAGAUACUGCUGACACGCUGAGCCUCCAGACGGCCCUUACUGUCCAAAAUCGUGCUCUCUGCUCCAUAUCUAUGGCUACGUAUUAUUCCAGAUGCCAGUUGAUGUUUUGACUUUAUUUUUAAAUCAUUCAAAAUUAUGCCACCAUGUACAAUUCUGUCCAUAGGUCCAAGCGUCAUCUGUAAUACACGCACAGAGUAACAUCAGAAACCCACUGACAUAGAGAAAGCAAAUGUAAUUUAUUUUCCAUUAAGAGAAGUACAUAUGUGAAUUGGAGGCCACAAUGUUGGUAUUAUCAUUCAGAAUGCCUGAAUUCAAAGUGCCUAAAUUAGUAUAGCCAUCUGUUUCAUACAUGCUGAAUGAUAUAGCUGUAUUUCCCUCUGUGAUUUAAAGUCAUACAUAGUUGUGUAAUUACAACAAACGGCACAAAGUUUGUGUUGCUUGGAAA
Megalops cyprinoides (Indo-Pacific tarpon) is the source of this 1959-nucleotide messenger RNA. It is a transcript of the gene ccdc77, whose product is annotated as coiled-coil domain containing 77. Gene Ontology annotation, cellular component: centrosome. The record is from RefSeq and is a predicted model, not a curated record. Lineage: Eukaryota; Metazoa; Chordata; Actinopteri; Elopiformes; Megalopidae. The coding region runs from base 91 to 1527 and encodes 478 amino acids. The transcript is spliced from 12 exons.